UUGUUUUUUGUGUCAGAAAUGUUCAUUUUUAUAAGGCUAAUAGUUUGGUCGAGUCAGUUCCGCGCUAAACAGGCUCUUUGAUACCUAAAUAUCAUAUCAAAAAGGCUUGUAAUUUGCAAAACUGGCUCUAUGCUUCGCGAAAUUAGUUGCAAAACUCGCUGAAUGCGUUUGAACCAAUAGCGCGCGUUAGAAUAUUCACGUGACUUUUUGCAGCUGUUUAUGUGUUUUUACGUCUUAUUUGCAGUCGCAGCGUGUGUCAUAUUAGUUGUUAUCGUCCGUCUUAUUUCAACGAUUGUUGAUAUUGUUCAGUGUUCAAUUAUUAUUUUAACGUCUUAUUUGCUAUGGAAAUACUACAUGCUAGUUCAAGUGUUUUACCUAGCCCUGCUGGGAAAGGACGUAAGAAAGAACGUCAGCCAGAAAACUAUAAAAGAAAUGUUGCCAAGCGUAUGCGACAUUUACCACAGACUCUGGCAACGUAUCCGACCUGCAAGCAUGAUGGUCGACCAGGACAACCUUAUUAUUGCACGACACUAACGAUGGCGCAGGUCAAGGAGUGUCACGCGUACUUGUACGAAUCUAAAGACAAGAUAGAACAAGAUAGGCGAAUACUAGCUUGCUGCACGGGAAACAAACCCAAAAGAGGUAAAACAGACCACGCUCAGGUUUCUAUACAAUACAAUAUCCGUUUGAAGGAUGGGCACUUGAUAAGGGUAUGCCGAAAUGCCUUUUUGGAAAUAUCAAAUUUUAGUAAAGAUAGAAUUCAAAGGGUAAUGCGAAAUUUUGUGCUUUUCGGGGCUCUUCCAAAGGAACGCAGAGGUGGCGAUCGAGUAGGUGUAAAAAAUAUUGACAAGCAAAAAAGCAUAAAGCAAUUCAUUGAAUCAAUUCAGUGUGUUGAAUCGCACUAUUGCCAAAGCAAGUCAAGUGUCCGGAUGUAUUUACCUUGUGACCUUUCUUUUAAAAAGCUCUACAAUCAAUAUCUGGCAAAAACCCCGGAAGGUAUGCAUGUAAAAAUAAGUUAUUUCAGAAAAUAUGUAAAUGCUAAUUACAAUAUUGCAUUUGGGACCCCACAGACUGACUGUUGUUCUUUCUGCCUGAGGACGAAAGAACAGAUUAAAUCAAUGACAUCCGCGAGUGGUAGGCAUCAAUUAAUUGUGGAACAUCGCAUCCACGUAUUGAAGGCAAAAACCUUUUUCAAAUUACUUAAAUACACUAAACCAACAACAGUUACCUUUUCUUUUGAUUGUUAAAAGAAUCUGGCCUUACCACGGUUGCCUGACCAA
This is a messenger RNA of Anthonomus grandis grandis, 1280 nucleotides long. RefSeq lists its product as uncharacterized. Bases 342 to 1247 code for a protein of 301 amino acids. The record is from RefSeq and is a predicted model, not a curated record. NCBI's taxonomy places the organism in Eukaryota, Metazoa, Arthropoda, Insecta, Coleoptera, Curculionidae. The transcript is spliced from 2 exons.